Messenger RNA from Carica papaya (papaya), 2939 nucleotides. RefSeq names its product Myb/SANT-like DNA-binding domain protein. The record is from RefSeq and is a predicted model, not a curated record. Lineage: Eukaryota; Viridiplantae; Streptophyta; Magnoliopsida; Brassicales; Caricaceae.
GGAAAGUAAGAGAAGGAACAAGGGCUGCCUCUGUAACCAAACAGGAAGGAGCAAUUUUAGCCCUUAUUCGGAUUAGGGUUAACUCUUCACCUCUCAGAUUUCUUUAGGCGCCAAACUCUGCGAAUUCAGCUUCUCUCUCCAGAUUACUCAAACGGGACUUUUAUCCUCUUAAAGACAGUUAGUCGAAGAUUUCAUAUGUACACUCGUAGAAGUAUAACCUAUUCUUUGUAACACUAUUUCGUGGGAGAGGAAUGGGUACCCAGAUUACUUCAGCUAAUGAUCGUUCAAGGACAUAUUGGACUCCAACAAUGGAACGCUAUUUUAUUGAUCUUAUGUUAGAGCAGAUGCAUAGAGGAAACAGGAUUGGCCAUACCUUCAACAAGCAGGCUUGGACCGACAUGCUCACAGUAUUCAAUGCCAAAUUUGGUUCUCAAUAUGACAAAGAUGUCUUAAAAAGUCGUUAUACAAAUUUGUGGAAGCAAUUUAAUGAUGUGAGGAAUCUCCUUAGUCAGAGUGGGUUUUCUUGGGAUGAAGCUCGACAAAUGGUGAUAGCUGAUGAAUAUAUCUGGAAUGCAUACAUAAAGGCACAUCCUGAUGCGCGUGCCUACAAGACAAAACAAGUGCUAAAUUUUGAUGAUUUAUGUCUAAUAUAUGGACAUACUGCUGCAGAUGGGAGAUAUAGUCGAUCAAGUCAUGAUUUAGACUUUGAGGACGAAACCCAAGGAGUAAAUAUGGUUUUAGGUGAUGGAGCUGUUACUCCUGCUUUCUCAAGUAACGAGCGUCCGAGGACUGACUGGACCACUGCUAUGGACCAAUAUUUCAUUGAGCUUAUGCUGCACCAAAUAGGAAGAGGCAAUAAGACUGGUAAUACUUUCAACAAACAGGCUUGGACAGAUAUGCUUUCUCUGUUCAAUGCAAAAUUUGGUCCUCAACAUGGGAAAAGGGUUUUAAGACAUCGACACAAGAAAUUGUGGAAAUACUAUAGUGAUAUGAUGGUUAUUCUGAAACAAGAUGGCUUUUCUUGGGAUGAAAAGCAACAAAUGAUUGCAGCAGAUGAUGGUGUUUGGGAUGCUUAUAUCAAGGCACAUCCAAACUCACGGACAUAUAGAAUGAAAACCUUGCCAAGCUACAACGACUUGGUCCUAAUAUAUGCGGGUGAUGAAGGAGCUUCAGGUUGUUUAUCUCAAGACAAAGAACCCCAAGAUGAGAUUUCAGGGGUAAAAGCUGGUGAAAGAAGGAUAAGCCAAAUUCCUUCUGGUGGUGAUCGUACGCGGACAUAUUGGACUCCACCAAUGGAUCGUUAUCUUGUCGACUUGCUACUAGAUCAGGUGCAUAGAGGAAAUAAACUUGGACAAACCUUCAUAGCCCAGGCUUGGGUUGACAUGGUCAUAUUAUUUAACACAAAAUUUGGAUCAAAUCAUGACAAAGAUGUUCUAAAGAAUCGCUACAAACAUUUGAGGAGGCAGUACAAUGAUAUAAAGUUUCUUCUUGAGCAAAGUGGGUUUUCAUGGAAUGAAGCAAGAGAUAUGGUAACAGCUGAAGAUAGUGUUUGGGAUGCUUAUAUCAAGGAACGUCCUGAUGCUCGCUCAUAUAGAGUUAAAACUGUUCCAAGCUAUCACAAAUUGGGUAUCAUAUUUGGAGAAGAUAUAUAUGAUGGAAGAUACACGCACCUGGCCCUAAAUCUGGAAGUCAAUGAUGAAACACCUGUGCUAAUGACAGGUACGGAGAAAAAUGACCACCUAAACUCUAGCAUAAAUCCUCCAAGAAUUGAAUGGACAUUACCAAUGGACCGUUAUCUUAUUGAUCUUAUGCUACAGCAUACACACAGAGGUAGUAAAAUAAGUCAGACAUUCACUGAGCAAGCAUGGGCUGACAUGGUUGUAUCUUUCAAUGAAAAGUUCACAGUGCAGUCUGACAUAUAUAUUUUAGAAAAUCGGUAUAUUUGCUUGAUGAAAGAGCAUGAUGACAUCAACAAUCUUCUCAGUCAUGUUGGGUUCUUCUGGGAUGAAAGCAAGCAAAUGGUUACAGCGGAAGAGGUUGUCUGGGAAGCUUAUAUUAAGGAGCAUCCAGAUUUUAUCUUAUACAGAGAUAAGUUCUUAGGCAAUUACAAUGAUUUGUCUAAGAUAUUUGCAAGUGAAGUACCAGAUGGGAGAGUCAAUUAUGAAGCUGUGGGGAUGGAGAUGGAGAAGAAAGAUGAGCUCGAAGCAAUGGACAUUGAUGGAGUAUCAGGGGACUUGGCAUGCCAAGCUGCACAUAUUGAAUUAUGUGAGCAACGUAGGAAAAGACCUGCUUUGACUCCAUCAAGUUCUGAACCUUUGAAUAAAGCUUCAAAAACUGGUCAAAUGCAAAAGUCUCUUUCUGAAAUGGCAGGUGCUGUCACAACUUGGGUAAAUAAGAAAGAGAACAAGAACUAUGUAACAAUUGAAAGUGCAGUUGGUGCUCUACAAGCUAUACCAGACAUUGACGAUGAACUUCUGUUGGAUGCUUGUGAUCUAUUGGAAGAUGAAAGAAAAGCAAAGACAUUUUUGGCAUUGGAUGUCACCCUAAGGAAGAAAUGGUUACUUAGAAAGCUUCGUCUAUAGUAUUUGCAGCAGUUUAUGCAGUUUUCGAGUUUUAGAAGAUUGACCACAAGAAGCACGAAUGAGAAUAGAUGUUCUCGGCAGUUUUGCAGGAGAUUUUUAAAGACGAUGUUUAACAGUAACAUCUCCAGAUUAAUUUUGAUCAAUAUAACUUGUAUUUUCUCAAAUUGGAUAAAUAUUGCCAUGAUGGAUUUGCUAAGGCACAUAGAUGAUACUAAUGAGUGUCAUUUAUAUGGUGGUCUUUUUUUUUUCCUUUUUUUUUUCUUUUUUAACUUUUGGUAAAUGGAUUCUUGCAUUGCAUUAUCCAUCACUAUUUUGUUUAAAUUAAGGCAUGUAGAUUUACAUUUUAUCUAAUAUUCU